Chlorocebus sabaeus (green monkey) is the source of this 4806-nucleotide messenger RNA. Lineage: Eukaryota; Metazoa; Chordata; Mammalia; Primates; Cercopithecidae. The record is from RefSeq and is a predicted model, not a curated record.
ACCUAUGUAACCAGCCUGCAUAUCCUGCACAUGUACCCCUGAACUUAAAAUAUAAAUUAAAAAAAAUACUUUGGACUUCCAUAAAAUUUGUUUAACUGGUUAUUCAUUUUUCCUUCUACAGAAUUACUUUAAACAGUGUUUACUGAUGGUGGUGUAUUGACCAUUAAAUGCAUGCACAUACACAGACCCUAAAGCCUCUAGUUUCCUUCCACUGUGCCCUAAUUAAAACAAAACAUACCACUAACUGUGUUUCUACCUGUAGUGAGUACCCCUCUCUGCUACAUUUAAGAGCAUAAUACACUACACUCUUGUUCAGAGUCUCUGUCUUCACUUCUUGCCUCCAACUGUGUCUUGAAUGCGUCAGAUGAAACUUUCAUAUCCACCAUUCCACUGAUAACUUUAUUUUUCAGAGUCACCAGUGACCUCCCCAUUUCUAAAUCCAAUGUAUUUCAUUUCCUGCUUUACUCUUUCUUUUCCGGUCAGGAGCUAUUUGAUUUUCUUGUCACCUCCCUGACCAUUUCACACUUCUCUCUGCUGCUGUGUCCUGACUCCACAUUGUUUCUCAAUGUGGGAAUGGCUCAUGGCUUAGUCCUUGAACCUCUUCUUGUUUCUCUCCACACCCACUGUCUUUCCUCAUCAUCUCAUCUUAUGAAUUUCAACACCACUGUAUUAGACCAUUCUUGAAUUGCUAUAAUGAAAUACUGGAGACUGGAUAAUUUAUAAAGAAAACAGGUUUAAUUGGCUCACAGUUCUGCAGGCUGCACAGGAAGCAUAGCAGCAUCUGCUUCUGGGGAGGCUGCAAAAAGAUUCCAGUCAUGGCAGGUGAAGGAGGAGCAGGCAUCUCACAUGGCGGGAGCAGGAGCAAGAGAGAGUGAGGGGGGAGGUGCUACACGUUUUUAAACAACCAGAUCUCGUGAGAACUCACUGUGAUAAGAACAGCACCAAGAGGUGGUGCGAAACCAUUCAACACAGACCUGUCCCCUGACCUCUAGAAUUCUGUGUCCUUUUGUCCUCUUGGCUGUCUGCUCAGCCAACUAACAGGUAUCUCCACCAAAAGUGACUGCCUGAACUCCCCAAGUACAUUCCCCUGCGCUCCUGCACAUCUCAGGUGAAGGUGACCCUAUACUUCCUGGCUUUAGUUUUACAUGUCAGCAUAUAUUUGAAAUAGAGAAAACAUGACAUUAAAAAGAAGUGCUUUAAUUCAUGUGAUAAAGAUAAGUUGUAUUUACUUAAAAAGGGUGAGGAAAUACAUAGUUUCUUAAAUUACUGUGAGCUGUGGGAGAAGAGUGUUUGAAUACCUCGUCUCUACCUAGUCUGCUCCCCAGAACCUCUCUGACCUCAUCUCCUCCCUGUGUCCUCCCUGCUCCCGCUGCUCCAGCCACACAGGCCUCUUUCCUGUUCCUUGGGCUGAGGUUGCUUCUGCCUUAGGGCCUCUGCCUGGGCUGUCUGGCCCCUCAGCUGCAGGUGCAAACAUCCUUCUUCUUGAGGUCUUUGUUCUGAUAUCACCUUCUCCAUUGGGACUUACUUGUGAGUCAUCCUCCUCUCACCAUUUAACACUCCAGCCACACCCUUGCCCCUACCCCUGGUGCAUAUUAUGUGUCUCUGUGUUUCUUUCUGGUCCAUUGUCUUCUACUGUCUACAAACUGGUAACAAUGAGGCCCCGAGGGGAGAGCAGAGCUGGGAGGAUGGGGCUGUGCUAGUCUUGCCCCCUUUAAGAUGUACUCAACCCUGGCUUCACAUUAGCAUGCUGAGGCAGUUAGCAAAUACAUGUUUUGUGCCCUUUUACCACAGAUUCCACUUACAAUAGUUAGCAUGGACUCAACCUUCAUAUUGUUUAAGAUACCGAAGUUGAUUCUAAUUUGUAUCCAGCAUUGAGCGUCAAACCUCUGUGUCUUCUGUUUCUGAGAGCUGAGCUCAGCCUGUGAUCCACAGGGAGAUUUGACUUUUAAAGAAUUAAUUGUAUUGACUGAGAGAGAAGCCCAAAAGAGGAAGAAGAAAGAAAAGGAGUCAAGAAUGGCUCUUCCUCAGGGAUCUUUGACAUUCAGGGAUGUGGCCAUAGAAUUCUCUCAGGAGGAGUGGAAAUGCCUGGACCCUAUUCAGAAAGCUUUAUACAGGGAUGUGAUGUUGGAGAACUACAGGAACCUGGGCUUCCUGGCAGGACUCUGUCUUCCUGACCUGAAUAUUAUCUCCAUGUUGGAGCAAGGGAAAGAGCCCUGGACUGUGGUGAGCCAAGUGAAAAUAGCAAGGAACCCAAAUUGGGGAGAAUGCAUGAAAGGCGUGAUCACAGGUAUCUCUCCUAAACGUGUGAUCAAGGAAUUACCACCAAUACAGAACAAUAACACAGGAGAAAAAUUCCAAACAGUGAUGUUGGAAGGACAUGAAAGCUAUGACAUUGAAAAUGUUUACUUCAGGGAAAUCCACAAAAAUCUACAGGACCUUGACUUUCAAUGGAAAGAUGGUGAAAUAAAUUGUAAAGAAGCACCGAUGACCCAUAAAAACAAUCUUACUGGUACAAGAGUUCGACAUAGUCAAGGGGAUGUAGAAAACAAGCAUGUUGAAAAUCAGCUUAUAUUAAGCUUUCAGUCCGGUCUGGCUGAAUUGCAGAAAUUUCAAACUGCAGGGAAAAUUUAUGAAUGUAAUCAAAUUGAGAAGACAGUUAAUAAUGGUUUUUUAGCUUCACCACUUCAAAGAAUUUUUCCUAGUGUCCAAACCAACAUUUCUAGGAAAUACAGGAAUGAUUUUUUGCAACUUUCGUUACCUACACAAGACAAGGAAACAUACAUUGGGGAAAAACCUUACAUAGGUAAUGAGUGUGGCAAAGUCUUUAGAGUGUCUCCAAGUCUUAUUAAUCAUCAGAUGAUACAUACAACAGAGAAACCUUACAGAUGCAAUGAGUCUGGCAAAGCCUUUAAUCGGGGCUCACUACUAACAAUACAUCAGAUAGUCCAUACAAGAGGGAAACCAUAUCAAUGUGAUGUAUGUGGCAAGAUCUUCAGACAAAAUUCAGAUCUUAUAAAUCACCGGAGAAGUCACACUGGAGACAAGCCCUACAUAUGUAAUGAAUGUGGCAAGUCGUUUAGUAAAAGUUCUCACCUUGCAGUUCAUCAGAGAAUUCAUACUGGAGAGAAACCUUACAAAUGUAAUCGAUGUGGGAAGUGCUUUAGUCAAAGUUCCUCUCUUGCAACUCAUCAGACAGUUCAUACUGGAGACAAACCCUACAAAUGUAAUGAGUGUGGCAAAACCUUUAAACGGAACUCAAGCCUCACUGCACAUCAGAUAAUCCAUGCAGGAAAGAAACCAUAUACAUGUGAUGUAUGUGGCAAGGUCUUUUAUCAAAAUUCACAACUUGUGAGGCACCAGAUAAUUCAUACUGGAGAGACACCUUACAAAUGUAAUGAAUGUGGCAAGGUCUUCUUUCAACGUUCACGUCUCGCAGGGCAUCGGAGAAUUCAUACUGGAGAGAAACCUUACAAAUGUAAUGAAUGUGGCAAGGUCUUCAGUCAACAUUCACAUCUUGCAGUGCAUCGGAGAGUUCAUACUGGAGAGAAACCUUACAAAUGUAAUGAAUGUGGCAAAGCCUUUAAUUGGGGCUCAUUACUCACUAUACAUCAGAGAAUUCAUACCGGAGAGAAACCUUACAAAUGUAAUGUGUGUGGCAAGGUCUUUAAUUAUGGUGGAUAUCUUUCAGUUCAUAUGAGAUGUCAUACUGGAGAGAAACCGCUCCAUUGUAAUAAAUGUGGCAUGGUCUUCACUUACUAUUCAUGCCUAGCACGUCAUCAGAGAAUGCAUACCGGAGAGAAACCUUACAAAUGUAAUGUGUGUGGCAAGGUCUUCAUUGACAGUGGAAACCUUUCAAUACAUAGGCGAAGUCAUACCGGAGAGAAACCUUUCCAGUGUAACGAAUGUGGCAAGGUUUUCAGUUACUACUCAUGCCUAGCACGUCAUCGGAAAAUUCAUACUGGAGAGAAACCUUACAAAUGUAAUGAUUGUGGCAAAGCCUAUACUCAGCGUUCAAGCCUCACUAAACAUCUGGUAAUUCAUACUGGAGGGAACCCUUACCACUGUAAUGAGUUUGGCAAGGCUUUUAUCCAAAGUUCAAAACUUGCAAAAUAUCACAGAAAUCCUACUGGGGAGAAACCACACAAAUGUAGUGAAUGUGGUAGAACUUUUAGUCAUAAAACAAGUCUGGUGUACCAUCAGAGAAGACAUACUGGAGAGAUGCCAUACAAAUGUAUUGAAUGUGGGAAAGUCUUUAAUUCCACUACAACCCUUGCAAGGCAUCGGAGAAUUCAUACUGGAGAGAAACCUUACAAAUGUAAUGAAUGUGGCAAGGUCUUCCGUUAUCGCUCAGGCCUCGCACGUCAUUGGAGUAUUCAUACUGGAGAGAAACCUUACAAAUGUAAUGAGUGUGGCAAAGCCUUUAGAGUACGUUCAAUUCUGCUUAAUCAUCAGAUGAUGCAUACUGGAGAGAAACCUUAUAAAUGUAAUGAAUGUGGUAAAGCUUUUAUCGAAAGGUCAAACUUGGUUUACCAUCAGAGAAACCAUACUGGAGAGAAGCCAUACAAAUGUAUUGAAUGUGGCAAGGCAUUUGGGCGGCGGUCUUGCCUCACUAAACACCAACGAAUUCAUUCUGGUGAAAAACCUUAUAAAUGUAAUGAGUGUGGCAAAUCUUACAUUAGUCGCUCAGGCCUUACUAAACAUCAGAUAAAACAUACUGGAGAGAACCUUACAACUAAACUCAGUGUGGAAAGGCCUUUAGACGUUGUCCUAACUUCUGGGAUCCCCAAAUAAUUUAUACUUAACUGA